UAUUAUUAAACAUCUGCCUUUUAGAUUUAAUAACAUGGUCAUAAGUGUUGAAUGAAAAUAUUUAUAUAAAGACCAAUUGAGUUGUUUGGGAUUUUUUCUGCAGAGAUCUCUUAACUAACACACUGAAGACAGUUUUUCCUGUUCAGUUGACCAUAUGAAAUCAAGAUUUUGAAGGUGUUUGGUUCCCUGAGAAAAAAUGUAGUUUUUCCAAUUUUGGGGGGAUAUCAUCUGAUUCUCAAAUCAAAAUUAAAUGUUUUUGCUAUGUUGACAGUUUUUAAAUAGCGUUCCUCUGUACAGUUGUACUAAAGUUUUUUUAGGUUUCUCUUAUUUUUAGCAUUCUGUCACUGUAGGUUUAGUUGUGCCUUUACUUUAAUAUCUGUUAAAAUGUCACUCCACCAACUGUAAGAGAACUGAGACUAAUUUGCUGUCUAAAUAUUAUAUGUCAAAGUGUUUAUAUAAGUGAGGCAUUUUGGGAUCAUCCCCAAAGAGGGAUAUGUCACCAGUACUGUGAAUAUUGUCUGUCUAGGUUUGAAAUCUAAACGUGAUCUGAUCAAACACAAUAAACCCAAAUCUUUUACUACCACUUGGUUUUGGGUGCUAAUUUUGGCCCUGAUACAACAGAGACCUACGCACUGGCUUAACUUGAAACAUAAAUAGCCUCAUUGUGUGCUUAAAGUUAAGCACGUUCAUAAGUCUUUGCAAGAUCAGGUGCUUUGUGUAUGUCCAUAAAUACGUUUUGUUCCUGGUCCUCCUACAAGCCACUAGAGAAUCAUAGCUGAAAAAGGCUCUAUGCUUGUGCCAUUCGCUCCAAAACCAAAUAAUAAUAAUAAAAAAAAAUCUUGUCAAAUUUGCCAUAUAUUUCUGGACAUCCAGGUCAGGAUUGUUUUUCAUUACUCUGAGUUCCAGCAUAGUGCUGCUUAGCUUUUGCAAAUCCUCAGAUUACGAGAGAUCCUCUCUGUAAAAAAUCGAGUUCAAUCACAAUGGACAUUUUCUGUCAGAAAAUGUAAUGUACACAUUGCAUAAUGUACAACAUAUUUUUUAAGAUAGGGAUAAUUAAUUUAUAUUUCUUUGAUCUAGAAUGACAAGCUCAGGGUUGUGGUUGAUGCUGUGCAUGCUGACAACAUGAGUGUCUUAUUGAAAUCUGCAGCUUUGACAGGUCUGCAUUCAUCCACCUGUACUCUUUGAGCUUAAUGCUCUUUCGGCUGAUGUAAGCUUGGCCUAUCUCUGGGAUCCUCUGUUAUCCUUGUGUAGUAGAAUGAAACAUGGCUGAGGAUUCUCAGAGAAACUUCCGUUCUGUCUACUAUGAAAAAGUGGGAUUUCGUGGUGUUGAAGAAAAGAAAUCAUUGGAAAUCCUACUGAAGGAUGAUAGAUUGGAUAUUGAGAAGCUUUGCACAUUUAGUCAAAGAUUUCCUCUCCCAUCUAUGUAUCGUAUCCUGGUGUGGAAGGUGCUUUUAGGAAUUAUUCCUCCUCACCAUGAAUCUCAUACUCUGGUGAUGAAGUACCGAACGGAACAAUAUAGGGAUGUGUAUCAUGCCCUCCAAGUAAUUCGGUUUAUCAAGGAUUCUACCCCACAGGUUGAAGUUUUCCUUCGCAUGCAUCAACUGGAGUCAGGAAGGUUGCCUCGAAAUUUGGCUUUUCCUCUGGAACCAGAAGAUGAAGUGUUCCUUGCCAUAGCUAAAGCCAUGGAGGAAGUGGUGGAGGAUAAUAUUGACUGCUACUGGCUUGUCAGUAGUUUUGUGAAUCAGUUAAACAACAAAUACAAAGAUUCGUUACCACAGCUGCCAAAAGUUCUUGAACAGUAUUUGAAUGUUGAAGAUAACAGACUUCUGGCACAUCUGAAGGCAUGUUCUGCAGUGAGCAAACUUCCUUACAAUCUUUGGUUUAAGAAGUGUUUUGCAGGCUGUUUACCUGAAUCCAGUUUACAGAGGGUUUGGGACAAAGUUAUUAGUGGAUCCUGCAAGAUUCUUGUUUUUGUUGCUCUGGAGAUUUUGUUAACCUUUAAAAUGAAGAUAAUGGCCCUGACUAAUGCAGAGAAGAUCACACAGUUUCUGGACAAUAUUCCUCAAGAUAACACUGAUGCAAUAGUGAGCAAAGCUAUUGAUUUGUGGCACAAACAUUGUGGGACGCCGGUACAUUUGGUAUGAGAACGUGCUGCAGUCCUCAUGGUUUGGAAGGCCAUACCUUCUGAUGGUCCUUCCCUAGAUUAGUAUUUGUAGAUGUUAAAUUGUUUCACAUUUUUUGCUGUAAAUAUCAUGCUGAUUAAUUUUUAAACUGUUGCAGUAAAAGUAAAGACUGAGUUGUGCUA
Molecule: messenger RNA, 2305 nt
Organism: Gopherus flavomarginatus (Mexican gopher tortoise)
Lineage: Eukaryota; Metazoa; Chordata; Testudines; Testudinidae
Gene: TBC1D7
Product: TBC1 domain family member 7
Exons: 8
Coding region: 1263-2144 (293 amino acids)
Biological process (GO): activation of GTPase activity; negative regulation of TOR signaling
Molecular function (GO): GTPase activator activity
Source: RefSeq, a predicted model, not a curated record